AUGGCAACCUACGGAAUACACAAAGCAGAUGUGAAUUUUCCUGCUGUCCACGUUGUCGCCUUCGAUGCAGAGGUCGACUCUGCGCAGCUCAAGGUGCAAAAGGCAAUGGAACGGUUUCGUGAUCGCGGUCAACACACGGUUGAAACCUUCCUGAGACGCAUCAGCUUUGAGCAGCUCUGGCGCUUUCUCUGGUGGAGCAGCUGGUGGAGCACAGCAGAAAGCUUGCUGCAAAAGCUGCAAGGAGCUGCUCCCAAAGGAUCUGAUCCUCUGUGCCUACUCCUUGACGAAGAGGUCGCAGAAGGUACAUCGCAAGGAGGAGGCUUCACGAAGGAGGACCGAGGUUCGCUGCGAGAGUGCAUCGAAGAGGAGUUGAAGGAGUGGUGUCCAUCAUGGUGGCAGUUCCGGCAGGCGGCCGGCAAGUGGUUUAGCCAGGACAGAAGAGAGCAUCACUCUCAAGAUCCUAGCGACUCAGAGGGCCAGGAGCAGGAUCCGGAGCAGGAGCAGGCUUGCGUCUGCACCUUGAUGGAGUGGCGGUCGCUGCUUGAAAGCCUGGAUACCCGUGGCCGGCUGAUGAAAGCCGUGAAGCUUGGCUCCCGAGUUGUGGAAGCAGGUUGGAUCUUACGGGACGAGUACAUCCGAGAUGCUGAAAUCCCCGCACUGCCGCUUUGGCUCACCUUCGACAACGAGGACGAAGCCGACCUGGAUCUGCAGCGUGAGCUCGAAACGGAGCGGCUCGCGAGCGUGGGGGAGGCGCGAGCAAACCAAUCCUGGCAGCUCUGGGAUGAUAUGGUGGAUCCAGAGCCCAAAUGGCAGCACUUUUACCUCACGUGGCUUCCGCGCGAGGAGGUUGAAGACCACCUUGGGAGCCGCGCAAGGCGAAUGUUCAACUCAGACCUCCACGGCCUGAGCUAUCGGGAUCGAGCAGAGUUGAUCGUUGAGCAAAUCCUGGAGCAAGCUUUGCAGUGCUCCUGUGAGCUGGACGUCGCUUGCAAGGAGUUGGAGGAGGUCUGCGCCAAGGACGAAGCAAACGAGAUUGAACUCGGCCGCAGAGCCUUGGAACACCAUCGAGUCAUUGGCAUGACGGUUGUGGGCGCCUCGAUCCACUUCUCCCUGCUGGCACAACUGAAGCCCGAGGUGGUUUUGGUUGAGGAAGCAGCCGAGGUUCUGGAGCCACAAAUUCUGGCAGUUCUUGGCCCAUGGGUCAAGCAGCUGAUCAUGAUCGGAGACACAAAUCAGCUGCCGCCGCAGAUCGAGACAUUUAAACUGAAGCGGGAGCACCACUUCGACGUGAGCAUGAUGGAGCGCCUGAUUCUGAAUCGUUUGGAGAGUGUGCAGCUGUGUAAGCAGAGUCGAAUGCUUCCCGAUCUGCGAUCCCUUCUGCAGCCGAUCUAUCCAGAUCUGUGUGACAAUGUAAAGAUGACGAAAGACUUGAAGGCACCGGAGUGUGUUGCAUCGCCUGUCUUCUUCUGGGAUUGUGGAGAUCCAGAAGCCCGUAUCGACCGCAGUCUCGUGAACGAGUCUGAGUGCGACCGAGCGGUUCGCUUGGCCGCUUUCUUCAUCUCCGAGGGUUUUGCCCCAGGCGAAAUCACCCUGCUCGCCCCUUAUGCUGGGCAAGUUUCCUUGCUGAAGAAACGACUGGCGACAGAGCUUCCGGAGUUGGUCCACACGCAGCCAAAGGACCUCCCGGUGGUGAGCUCGGUUGACAGGUAUCAAGGCGCAGAGAACUCCAUCGUCAUUGUCUCCUUGGUCCGAUCAAAUCCAAAUCGCAAGCUGGGCUUUUUGGGCUGGGACGAUGGAAAGCGACGGAUGUGCGUGGCACAGUCUCGAGCCAAGUGUGGCCUCUACUUUAUUGGUAAUGCCCACUGCCUGCGGAAUGCGCCGCAUUGGGGAAAGUUGCUGGAGCUGCUUGCGCAUCGAGGAGCUAUUGGACGCAAGUUCCCUCAGCGAUGCCGAACACAUCGUGAGAUCCGCAAGGAUGCCGAAGAUGCUUCUGGUUUGUGGAUAAAGGGCUGUAUCCACACCGAGCAGUACCUGAUCGACGUGCAGAAGAUCAUGCAGAUGGGAGUCGCUACGAAGCCGGAUUUCAAAGGGAGGAAGGACCAAAUCAAAGUCACGCGAGAGACGAGGGUGCAGAUGAAAGACCUUCCCAUGCUGCUUUCCGAGAUAGGCUACGAAGAGGUAGCCUCCGAAGUCAUGCAGGAGUGUGCCUCCCUCGUCCAUCUCGUGGAUUUGGAUGCAGCCCGAGGCUUGCCGAAUAUCUCGCACACCUUCUCGCCCGACGGUAUCUAUGAGUUCAUGGAGCAGCUUCGGGCAGCCCACGGCUUCACCCACUCGGAGCGGGUCCCGAUCUCGGAUAGAUGCUAG
Messenger RNA from Symbiodinium sp. CCMP2592, 2364 nucleotides. NCBI's taxonomy places the organism in Eukaryota, Dinophyceae, Suessiales, Symbiodiniaceae. The record is from the annotation of a GenBank genome assembly.